Messenger RNA from Anguilla anguilla (European eel), 5666 nucleotides. RefSeq names its product aconitase 2, mitochondrial (gene aco2). Gene Ontology annotation, biological process: tricarboxylic acid cycle. Gene Ontology annotation, molecular function: 4 iron, 4 sulfur cluster binding; aconitate hydratase activity. The transcript has 19 exons. NCBI's taxonomy places the organism in Eukaryota, Metazoa, Chordata, Actinopteri, Anguilliformes, Anguillidae. The record is from RefSeq and is a predicted model, not a curated record. Gene Ontology annotation, cellular component: mitochondrion; cytosol. Bases 308 to 2656 code for a protein of 782 amino acids.
UGGCCAUAAUAAGCGGGUGCCGAAGCCUGUAGGAACUUUACCCUUUCACCUUUGAAUUAGCCAAUGAACUUUCAACCUCCAAAGCCUCUGUGAAUUGUUUUGCCCUGCUGAGCUGUACAGUCGAUGGAGUGCACCUCAACAUCAGCUGGCUCAAUCAAUCAAAUGAGUCGCUCUUGCAAGGAUGGGAUGGCAAUAACCCUGCAGAGAUAAUCCUCCCCUCCAUAAGACAAUUACCUUAUGACAACAACAAUACCCGGAGAUGGUGCAUCUGACGUUACCUUAAUGCGACGUAUAAUAAUUGAACAAAAUGGCGACCUACUGUUUAACUGUCACCCGGCUGCAGCAUGCCCUGGGGCAGGGCGUGAGACGGCUCCAUGUGUCUGCAGCCUUCAGAGCCAAGGCCCAGGUGACCAUGAGCCGCUUUGAGCCCAGCUCCCACAUCAACUAUGACAAGCUGGUGUCCAACGUCAACAUUGUGCGCAAGAGACUCAACCGGCCGCUCACCCUGUCGGAGAAGAUCGUGUACGGGCACCUGGACGACCCGGCGGGGCAGGACAUCGCGCGCGGGCGCACGUACCUGCGGCUGCGGCCGGACCGCGUGGCCAUGCAGGACGCCACGGCGCAGAUGGCCAUGCUGCAGUUCAUCAGCAGCGGCCUGCCCCGGGUGGCCGUGCCCUCCACCAUCCACUGCGACCACCUGAUAGAGGCCCAGAUCGGCGGGGCCCAGGACCUGCAGAGGGCCAAGGAAGUGAAUCAGGAGGUGUAUAACUUCCUGGCUAGCGCUGGAGCCAAAUACGGAGUGGGCUUCUGGAAACCAGGUUCCGGAAUCAUCCAUCAGAUCAUCCUGGAGAACUAUGCGUAUCCCGGGGUCAUGCUGAUUGGCACAGACUCGCACACGCCCAACGGCGGCGGCCUGGGCUCCAUCUGCAUCGGGGUGGGCGGGGCCGACGCGGUCGACGUGAUGGCGGGAAUCCCCUGGGAGCUCAAGUGUCCCAACGUGAUCGGAGUGAAGCUGACGGGCUCCCUCUCGGGCUGGACCUCCCCGAAGGACGUCAUCCUGAAGGUGGCCGGGAUCCUGACGGUGAAGGGGGGCACUGGAGCCAUCGUGGAGUACCACGGGCCCGGGGUGGACUCCAUCUCCUGCACCGGAAUGGCCACUAUCUGUAACAUGGGAGCUGAAAUUGGAGCCACCACCUCUGUGUUCCCCUACAACCACCGCAUGAGGACCUACCUGCAGAAGACCGGCCGGGGGGACAUCGCCGCCCUGGCUGACGAGUACCAGGACGUGCUGGUGCCGGACCCUGGCUGCGAGUACGACCAGGUGAUCGAGCUCAACCUGAGCGAGCUGAAGCCCCACAUUAACGGGCCCUUCACCCCUGACCUGGCCCACCCCGUGUCCGACAUCGGCAGAGUGGCCGAGCAGAACGGAUGGCCCCUAGAGGUCAAAGUGGGUCUGAUUGGCAGCUGCACUAACUCCAGCUAUGAGGACAUGGGCCGGGCCGCCUCUGUAGCCCAGCAGGCCCUGGACCACGGGCUCAAGUGCCAGGCCCAGUUCACCGUCACGCCCGGGUCCGAGCAGAUCCGCGCCACCAUCGAGAGAGACGGCUACGCUAAGGUCCUGAGGGAGGUUGGGGGAGUGGUGCUGGCCAAUGCCUGUGGACCCUGCAUUGGACAGUGGGACAGGCGCGAUGUCAAGAAGGGAGAGAAGAACACGAUCGUUACGUCUUUCAACAGAAACUUCACCGCCAGGAAUGAUGCCAACCCAGCAACCCACGCCUUUGUCACCUCCCCUGAGAUUGUCACAGCCCUGGCCAUCGCCGGCUCCCUGAAAUUCAACCCGGAGACGGAUUACCUCACCGCCUCCAGCGGAGAGAAGUUCAAGCUGGUGCCGCCCACGGGAGACGAGCUGCCCGCCCGCGACUUCGACCCGGGACAGGACACCUACCAGCACCCGCCCGCCGACGGCGUCGCCCUGCGCGUGGACGUCAACCCCCAGAGCAACCGCCUGCAGCUGCUGGAGCCCUUCGACCAGUGGGACGGCAACGACCUGGAGGACCUGUACAUCCUCAUCAAGGUGAAAGGUAAAUGCACCACCGACCACAUCAGCGCCGCCGGGCCCUGGCUCAAGUUCCGCGGUCACCUGGACAACAUCUCCAACAACCUGCUGAUCGGGGCCGUCAACAUGGAGAACGACGCCGUCAACAGCAUCCGCAACCAGCUGACCGGCGAGUACGGGGGAGUCCCCGACGUGGCACGCGACUACAAGAAGCACGGUGUGCAGUGGGCUGUGGUCGGGGAUGAGAACUACGGCGAGGGCUCCAGCAGAGAGCACGCCGCCCUGGAGCCCCGACACCUGGGGGGCAGAGUCAUCAUCGUCAAGAGCUUCGCCCGGAUCCACGAGACGAACCUGAAGAAGCAGGGCCUGCUCCCCUUGACGUUCGCCGACCCCCAGGACUAUGAGAAGAUCCUCCCCAACGACAAGAUCUCCAUCGUGGGUCUGAAGAGUUUCGCCCCUGGAAAGCCCCUGACGGCGGUGAUCAAGCACGCCGACGGGAGGAAGGACACCGUCCAGCUGAACCACACCUUCAACCAGACGCAGAUCGAGUGGUUCCAGGCCGGCAGCGCCCUCAACAGGAUGAAGGAGCUGCAGCACUGAGGGGGGCGGGGCCAGAGCGGUGGGGGAGGGGCAGAGGCCAGCGCACGGCCGCGCCCCUCUCGGUCCUCGCCCCGCCUUUUUCGCCAUUUGGGACUGGUGUGCGCCCGGGCUAGGCGUUUGCUAACACACUCCUUCAGAUCUGAUUUGGGUGUUUCCACGUGUGCGUCACGUCAGGCGUCACAAUGCAAAAUAAUCCUUUUCAUGCACGCACGCACGCACACAUACACAGUCACACACUCACACGUGUGCACGCACGCUCACACACUCACGCAGGACAGACAGCAACGCACUGCGGUAAAUGCUAAGUUGAACUGUAGCGCAGAGGGACCCACGGCUGUGGCACACAGAGUGGCAGGUAUACAGGUGUACAGGGGCAGGUAUCACUGAGAACGCACUGACACUCCAGACCGCACUGUGCACACGCUGACCUCAUUCUGGUUUCCAUGGUGCCUGUCUCGUCACGGGUGCUGUAGUGGACUGUGCUCUAAACCGCUCUCUGGUUAGUGAGCCGUUGCACUCCUCUCCUGUAGUUAACGGUUAACACCUGGCCCUGCCAUUCUUUCGCCUAAUGUGUUUGUGUCCCCAUAAUGAUUUCCUCAAUACAGACGUGGUCUAGACGGGGAGUAGCUGGCUUGGAGGCUUUAUCUACACAAGCGUAUGAUUCUUAGGCUUAACCCAGCCUGCACACGCAAUGUCCGUUUCAUUACUGAAUCUUACAUAGGUCAAUUUUGCCUUGUUUUAGAAUGUUGUACUAUUUUCUUUGUUUUGCCCGAGACUGAAAUGUUGCUGUUUAAUCACAUGAACAUAUUUUGCCAGCGCUACUUGUUGGGUAUGAAAUAAUAUAUAUAUAUAUUUUUUUAUUAACUGUUAUUGCUAAUGAGUUGUGACCAGACCUCAGAUUCUCUCUCCACCUGUGUGUCUGGUCCGUUUUAAAAAGGGAAAAGACGCACUCUUCAUGGGGUUUUGUAUGGUCACUGUUUCUGCUGAAUGGGACCCUUCCUGCACAACAGUUUAGGGUUUCUCUGUUUCUAUGCAAUCGUACUCUCCCACAAGCAGUGGGACAAAGACGUUUGCGCUGCAUUGUGGGAGUUGCGGUUUACACACGACUCUGAUACCGCGACUGCAAAGAAAGGCCUGGGAGCCUGAAAAAUCUGCGCUGGCUCUGUACUACGAUGCAGAGGGAUCUUAUUCCCACCUGUUCAGUGUCUCGUACACCCCCACCACACACACACACACACACACCACACACUCCCGUCCACACAUCAAGCUCUUCACACACACUCUGCACUCCACGGUCACACUCCCAGCCCGUCUCUAAGGGCAGAAUCCUGUGCUACUGCAUAGCUGUGUUAAAAUGGUUCAUCUAUUGCUUAAGACAUUAAGGGUUAUGCAAUCACUCUGAAAAACCAAAGUUCACUUAAGUUCAGUACAAUUGUGGUAAUUCUCACCACCUUCUCUUUGUGAAUAUGACUAAUGGUAUAUGGUGUAGCAUUGUACUUGCCACAAAGGCAUUACAUGACAUGAUGUAUAUCUACCAGCUUUUGUUGCACGUAUGCAAGCAGUAGUGAUGUCCAGUUGGCAUUAAUAAGGGUUUUGACUGCAUCUUUAUAAAAAUAAAAAUAAAAACCUAUUGCUUCGCCUCAGCCAUUGUAAACUAGGGAAAAAAGCACUUUCUUUUUAAAAUGUCUGUUGUUCAUUAAACCAUUAAAAGAGUUGUCAUUUGGACUGCCGAGAACAGUUAACCAAAUAUCUGGACAUUUGCUAGCAUCCCAGACUAAUGAUUUGCGAGUGUGUUGUGGCUUUAAAGUCCUCUGCUCCCAUGUGCGUGUUGUGUGUGUGUGUGUGUGUGUGUGAGCCUGUGUGUGUAUGUGUGUUUGUGGCUUCUAACUGUACACGUUAAAGGGGAGGAGAGAAAAUGCUCCUGCUGGAGAUGUUGAUUAUGUGCGGCCUGUGCCAGUGUGUUUGCGCUGUACGUGUGGGAGUUCCUCCCGACUCCUGAAAAAGCCCCCUGCCUGUCUAUCUUUGUUUUACUCUCAUGCUUGGAUCUGAAGGUUGCUUGAGGAUAUUCUUUCUACUUUUUUAUCCUACGCACAAUCUGUUGUACGGAAGCUACAACACUAAUGCUUGGUAGUGCAGAGUAUAUAGUUAUACACAGUAGUGUACAAAGCAUUUUAUUUCUGUGUGUUCUAACGUGAGUUUGGUUCGUCUGUCCUGUUCUAUUUUCUCACUUUAUGCCUGCAGUUCUUGACGUGGUGUAUCUGUGUUGCUUUCCUGUAACUUACUGUACAGUAAAAUAUUUAUAGAGCUGCAAAGGUCUGAUGUGUUUUAAGUUUUUUUCCUCCCCUGUUGUAGGGAAAAGAUGUUUUUAACUGACCGAGCUGUGCGACAUGUAUAUAUAGUGGUUUGGAUGCUGUGUUCACCAGUCUUCCACUUCCUGGGGAGUGGUAGCCAAUGGAAAUGCACAGCAGGCUAGAGAAGAGGCAGGCUGAAAGGCCCAAACAGUGGCCUGUGUUUUUGUCACGUGCGUUUUGAACAUUUGCUGACUGAACUGAGGACACUGCUAGGAUGGGAGCGGAAUGUCAGGAGGUGAAGCUGGCCGGUCAGGAGUGUGUGAGUGACUCAGCUUUUCUAACAUCCUGCUGCUUCUGUGUGUGAGAUAUCGCUCGACUAAUUUUACCACUCCAUUUCUGCCGAGAGUUUCAUGAUUUGUUUCCAGAGAAAGCAUUGGCUGUGACACGUCUGUUUUCGUUUGAGCCACCCCCACCCCCCCACCCCCCAAGAUUUUGGAUAUUUGAACUCAGGCAGCAAAGUUUGAGUGGCCUCGGCCUCCGGGGCUCCUGCACUGGGCCCGUUUUGUUGUAGAAGCUGGUCAGUGCACGAGGUGUCGCGUGAUUGGGCUGAGCUGACGCCGCAGUUCAUCGGAGCCUCGUAUUGGUUCAGCUGUCACUCAGCCCGUGCUUGGUAUUGUAAAUGUGUCACCGGCUUGAUAUAAUAAACUGCUUCUCCGUGA